AUGUCUCUCUUCCCCUCUUCUGCAAUGCCGUCUGAUCCCCUCUUUUCUUCACGAUCUGGAUUUAGUGAUCUUCCGAAAACGCUUGCCAGUGCACUAGAUGCCCCACCGACGACCUGCGCUCCCAAUCUUGUGCUUAUCAGACCCAGAAUGCGCGGAUCAACCACACCACACCGAGCACAGCAGCCGCAGACCAAACGUCUGCUUGCUUUCGCGCCCCCGCGCCUGCAGUCAUCCCCCUCCAGGACAGUGGCUCGACACGCACCCCAGACGAUAUGUGCUGACGCAUCCACCCGUCUCUGCCCCGUCCGUGUCUUGACACGCAUCGCCCGCACUGCUCGUCCCAUCCGCAACAUGCACAUGCUACCACCUCAUACGACCUCAUGUUCGCCCGCAAACCCUAGCGCCAGAAUGCAAGCCGUAGAAGAUCAAACGCGACCAGUGACGCACAUCCAACAUCUGCCGCGACAAGCCGUUCAAACGUUCAACUUCAAGUGGCGCGUCAACGAGCCCAUCUUGAACGUGCCCGGGCUUGAUGUGCAGCUGGGUUCUCUUCAUCAUUCCAUCGGAGACGACAUAGUAAAGGUCACAAGUGUGAAUCAAGACAUGGUUCGAUGUGUGUAA
Messenger RNA from Epithele typhae, 621 nucleotides. RefSeq lists its product as uncharacterized. The transcript has 7 exons. The coding region runs from base 1 to 621 and encodes 206 amino acids. NCBI's taxonomy places the organism in Eukaryota, Fungi, Basidiomycota, Agaricomycetes, Polyporales, Epitheliaceae. The record is from RefSeq and is a predicted model, not a curated record.